GCGUAUAUAUAGCGCGUCCGCUCUCUUGAGCUCUUUGUUAGAACGAGAUUUCGUCAAGCUAGCAUGUUGCCGUAUCGCCUUCGUCCUCGAAUUGAUUCCAAUCUGUGCUACUUGCUGAACCACUCGCGCCUCCUCUUGCCCUUCUACCCUCCCAGCCGAUAUAGCUUUCCACGUACACACGCACACGCACACACACACACACACACACAGAGAGAGAGAGAGAGAGAGAGAGAGAGAGAGAGAGAGAGAGAGAGAGAGAGAGAGAGAGANGAGAGAGAGAGAGAGAGAGAGAGAGAGAGAGAGAGAGAGAGAGAGAGAGAGAGAGAGAGAGAGAGAGAGAGAGAGAGAGAGAGAGAGAGGGGGAACGUUUUUCAAGGUGGUCAAUGGAAUGAAGCAUAGGAAGGUGUUCUUCUGUUCUGUCGAGGUAAUCAACAUCCUUCCUCUUCCUACCUGCUUCCUCCAUGUCUUCCGUCCCGCCUUCCUCUUCCAGUUUCCCCAAUCUUCUGUUCCUGUUUCUUCCCUCAUCGCCGCCCACUCUCUACCGGUGUUCUGUUUUCUCGUUCUCCUCCAGUGUCCUGUUUCUCUUUCUCCGCCGUUCUGUCACUGCACCUUUGCCACCUCCAGCGCCUGCAUGACAUGGCAGAUGAUGCUGAAAAUCGGCUGUGUAGGGGUACAGGGCAAAGGACAGAAGCAGGUGGGGCAAUGUCCAGGCAACGCCUAUGUUCGACAUGGUCAGGUGGAUGUUUCUUCGUCAGACAGGAUUCACAGGAGGCUGAGGGGGAGUGGCGGAGGGGGGGGGGGGUAUAACGCAGAUACAAGAACGGGAUGCGUUGUCCCUGAUGGCAGGCAUGUAGAGGAAGGGGGUUAUGCAUCACGGGAGGCAUGCCGGGAGCGGGGAGCUUCUUCUUCCCGUCCUCCGUACUCCGGUCCCGACGUGCUUUUCAUGUGGCAUGGCAUCGUCAGCGAUGAAGAAGAACGAAAAGGAAGAAGACUCUGCAGAAGAAGAAACCCAAGAGACGGAGGGGCGGCAUUUCGCCUUGUCACGUGGGUGAUAUGCUGGGAGGGCAGAACGGGGGAGGGGGGAAAACCUGGAGGGGGGGUUGGUAAGGGUUGCGCCGCUGGACGUGCUAGGCACGUUGGAAUGGAGGAAGGCAGGGCGAGCGGGCGGUCGUUAGUCAGUGGGACGGAGGGGCGGCGGCGGCGGAGGAGAAGAGGGAGUAGAAGAACGAAGGGUGUCCUUGUCGAUCUCUACAUGAUUGUCGAGCGCUGGGGGGGCGUGUUGCUGGUUCCUGCUGAGGGCUCGAGACUCCUCCCUCCACUUGUGAUCCAUGUCUCCUCCUCCGUGUCGCCGCAUCUAUCGCGUACUUACAUCAGUGUUGCUGCUAUCAUCCUCAGCAAACAGUACGGAGCAGGAGACAAUCGUUCUCGGACCGUCAUCAUAGUUCUUAGUACAGUGAGUCUAUUCGUCCUUUUGGUAUGAAUAACGCCAAAGGUAGCCUCCCCGUUCUGGUUAUUUUUGGUAGUUGGAGCCAAGCCAUUCUUGAAAGAAGGGAACGAAGGGAAAGAAGGGAAAGGAGGAGGAAAUAGCGGGCCUCGCGUUGAAAGCCGGGCGUAUGCCGAGUAAUUGAGUGUUUGGUGUUUGGUUUCCCGCGAGAGAGGUGGGCGAGGAUGACCGCCGCCUUUUUGGAUAUCCACCUCUGCGGCUGCGGGGCUUCCCCCCAGAGCUCCGACAGCUUCUGGAUGAUAAGUACGAGAUGAUAAGUGGGGACGAAGAGGACUGGUUUGGUGAGGCCGGCGACGACGAAGCUCAACUGUUCUUUCGAGGCAAUGGAAACUCGGAAAAAUAAAAUCUCGUUGUGUGGCCAGUCUCGUGGGGGUGAGUUGUUCCUUUGACGUACCUGGCUGCAGAAACGAUGUGGCUGCACGCCACAGACUAUUCCACAGGAGCGGACCGAAGUCUCUGCUUUCAACGUGGGGGGGAGAAUACUGCGCGCCGAGGAGCAGUCCCCCGUUGAAGAAGCGAACACUGACGAGGAGAUGCCAAGAUGUCUUCUGGGACCACAUAGAGCUCCGGAAGACUUUUUGGAGGAUGUGAUAAUUUCUGAUGAAGAGGGACAAAUUGAAGGCUGAAGGCUUCGGAGGGUUAGACAUUUGUUGUGGCUGGGGAGAAGACGAAGCUCAGUUCUUGCACAAGCCGUGAAAGUUGGUAGUGGUGAGGGCGUUGACGUGACGAGGCUCUUCUCCGCCGCCUCUUCUUGCUUUCUUGCUCUUGGCACCAACCUGAGUGUGCAACGGAAGGCCUUGUUGCUGGAUGGGAGGGUGAGGGUGGAACGCAUGAAGUGAUGGGAGGGGGGGGUACAGAGCAAGAGAGGGGGGGGGGAAGCGCACGGAGAGAUGCCGGUCGGGACAGGUGGUUCAGGACAGGCGGAAGGGGUUUCCCCAUGACGAGGUGUAGGCGUGGCGGCUCCCUGCGAUAGAGGUGGAGGUGGACGGGAGGGGAUGACAGGGGCUGGGGUGGGAGAUGUUGGCCAGGUGUCUCUGAAGGGACGGAGGGGUGUAUCAGGGUUGGUGCAGGAGAUGCAGGUUAGACCGUUGAUGUAGUUGUGAGCGCGCUGUUGAGGUCUCUCUUUUGAUAGAGUGAGCGGAUGGGCAGCGUGUUGAGAUAGAAGGAGACGGACUGAUUGCUCUCGCGGGUUGUUUUUUUUUACUUUUGCGUCGAAUAGUGGGAUCGUACUAUGUCAGCUCUGGGAUGUACGACUGAUUAGCUCUGGGAUGAUCGAUAGAUGAUGGGUAGGACACGUGUUCUGAAAGGUAGCAAAAUGUCUUCCGCGUAAUUGAGAAGUGUGCGUAAACAUACUGUAUCAUCAUGACUUUUAUGGAGUAAUAACGAGAAUCAAGACGAGAUUGCUAUAAGAUAUAGCUGCGACGAAGAUAGGAAAUCUGCCACGUGGCGCUCGAUUGUUGUUCGUCCCAUUUGAGUUAGCGGGGGCAUUGGAGUAGUCGGGAUCUGCCACGUGGCACGUGAUGGCUGCUCGUCCAAUUUCAGCUUGCAGAUGUUGGAGCUUGGCUGCUCGUCCAAUUUCAGCUUGCAGAUGUUGGAGAUGUCGCGACUGCCACGUGGCAUUAGAUGGGCAUUGAGUCGAUUUGAGUUUGGAGUUAGUUUUUUUUGGAUUCUUAGGUCGUUUGCUUUUGGGUAAGGGCUUGCUUGGGCUAUAUAUAUCAGGGCAGCAGCUGUGCAUUAGCGAGAGCUUUUCUGAGCACCAGCAUCGGCCCGCAGUGGCGACGUGAUUUUGAGAAGGUUGAUGCGGGGAGUGGAGACGGCUACGUGACCUUCCUUUUCUUGCUUGCAUGCUUGCGGUCGUUUGAGAUUGCCCUAAAUCCUCAGAUUGAGUGAAAAAAAGAAAAAAAGAAAAAGAGUGAAUUGCUUACGCAGUGGAGCCUGUGAGGUGGUCUGGUGAUCCAUGCAGGAAUGCGACAUGAUUGUGGGUGAUAGAUAGCUUGGGGGAAAAUUUUCUCCCACAGCAGCGACUGCAUAUAGUGUGUGGAUGAGGUUUGUCAGGCUGAGUAUCCUUCUUUCUGCUGUGCCAGGCAGUUUCUUCAACAGUACUGUUGGGUUCGCGGACGAUGAUCUUGGCCGAGUGGAACACUGAAGUGUGCUAGGAAGUUUUGAUCAUUAGUUGAGGAUCUGCGAGAUUUCUUUGUAGUUGUUGGUGACUGUUUCCAUGAGCAGUGCUGAUAGUGAGGGCGGGCUGGGAAGUAAUCCAUGUCACCACCUGUCAAUUCAGCAUCUUGAAGUGUUCAAAGAAGCUGUCUCCGUUGAGCAGUGGCUGUGUGUUGUCACUUGUCAAUUCAGCAUCUUGAAGUGUUUAAAGAAGCAGCUGUCUGUGUUGAGCAGUGGCUGUGCUUCUCCAGACUCUGACAGGACAAGCGUGGGUGGAGGGAAGCCGGGUUGUGUAUUGAUGGGUGGUCGUGUUUCUUCUCUCCUGCUGGGGGAGGGAAGCCGGGCUUUUCCUCCCCAGAGCGGAAGGGGCUCCCCUAAAGAAGAGCCGCUAGGCAUUAGAAGGGAUUUAUUUGGCAGGAGAACAGCGUGCACAAACAAAAAAGAGGAAAAAGUCACCUGCUGCCAUUAUGUUUAUUGAUAGCUCCUCCGUUCUGAAUUCGUGCGAGGGAGGCUUCUGUGAGGGAGCUUGGGACGGUGAAUCUUCCUUAAUCAGCGGGGAAAAGAAAGGAGGGCAUUGAGUAGGAGGCCAGGACGAUGGUAAAGAGAAUGCAGCGGGAGAACAGAAAAUACACCUGAGGGAAACGGCUAUGACGAUGAUGAUCGCUGCGUGAAUGCCAUGCUGGUUGGAUCCUUACGUUUGGCCAAUGAUACAUACACAUGGCUGUCAAGGGAGAUGUGUGUGUGUGUGUGUGUGUGUGUGUGUGUGUGUGUGUGUGUGUGUGUGUGUGUGCAAGGAAACCGUGUGAUGAAGAAACUCAAAUUACCAGCGAAUUGAACACUGCCACAUCAGGAUUGACUCAGCAAUGAAAAUAAAGCAUUGGGUACACCCAUGAACUGUUGAAAUACAGCCCAGAGUUCGAAUCCAGAUGAUGGUUCUAGAUUAAUAAAACCAGAUAUUUCUG
Messenger RNA from Chara braunii, 4623 nucleotides. Lineage: Eukaryota; Viridiplantae; Streptophyta; Charophyceae; Charales; Characeae. The record is from the annotation of a GenBank genome assembly.